Molecule: messenger RNA, 1056 nt
Organism: Seminavis robusta
Lineage: Eukaryota; Bacillariophyta; Bacillariophyceae; Naviculales; Naviculaceae
Source: the annotation of a GenBank genome assembly
AUGAGAAGAAGUCAUCUAUGCCUACUAUUGUUGGUGGCAGCCCCUGCAGUUUGCCUCGCCAAAUCUUCUUCUUCUGCCUCCCAGAAAAACAAUGGCAUGAUGGCAGUGGAACCGUAUUUGGGCGAAUGGUGCGCCAAACAAUUUCGACCGCAAUUGGCCAAUUUUUCGGGUUUUGACAUGGCGCGGUUACUGACGCAUCAUGUCAAGAUUGAACCCUUCUUGGGAGAAUGGUGUUUUGAUCAAUUCCCCCAAUAUCUCGCCAUUCUCGAUCGAUCUCGAUCCUUUUCCGAUUUGCAAUCCUCGCAUAUUCCCAUUGAACAAUUCCUCCGUCACUGGUCGCAACGAUCACUCGCCAAUUUGCAACAGCAGCAACUUGAUACAACACAACAAGACGACGACGGUAUUCCCACAGUCGCAACGCCCAGUCAAGAUGCUGCUAUUUUGGUCGACAUUGAACCCUAUUUGGGCGAAUGGUGUGUCUGGCAAUAUCCACACCAUUUGAAACGCAUCGAACACACGGUUUUUCAAGAUGUCGCCGAAACCCACAUUAAAUUGGAACCCAUCUUGGCACGAUGGUGCUUUGCACAAUUCCCACAGCAAUUGGAUGGGUUGAACAAUCCACAUGUCAUUGGGGAAAUCUUUCAACAUCACGAAUCUGUGGAAAAUCAACUUUUGCAGUGGAGUUUGACCAAUAUCAAUAAUAUGGCAACCACAACUACAACAGAAUCAUCGAGUAGUGCGAACAAUGCCGCCGUGGUCGUACUGUCAUUGGCAUUGGCGGGGUGUUUUGCGGCGUUGGUGGCCGUGCUGUUUCUGCAGCAGCAGGGUGCUACUAGUUUGCUGCCAUGGAAUAAUCAAAAUGAAAAGACGACGACAACAAGAUCAUACAACCGGCGAGCCACCACGCAAUGGAUUGAUGGUGGCGAAGCCAGAAGGUGUGAGGAUCCAAGUGAAAAUGAAGUUGAUUCCUCCAUUGUACUAGUACAAGAAGGACCAGAAACAGCACCCGAAAGUAGCAGCCACAACGACGAGAGAAUCGUGCCACCAAUCAGUUAG